UGAACUGACAGGAUGCCUGAUCCCACCAAGGCCGCGCCCAAGAAGGGCUCCAAGAAAGCCGUGACUAAGACCGCCGGCAAAGGAGGCAAGAAGAGGAGAAAGAGCAGGAAGGAGAGCUACGCCAUCUACGUGUACAAGGUGCUCAAGCAGGUCCAUCCCGACACCGGCAUCUCGUCCAAGGCCAUGGGCAUCAUGAACUCGUUCGUCAACGACAUCUUUGAGCGCAUCGCCGGGGAGGCGUCUCGUCUGGCUCACUACAACAAGCGCUCCACCAUCACCUCCAGGGAGAUCCAGACCGCCGUGCGUCUCCUGCUGCCCGGUGAGCUGGCCAAGCACGCCGUGUCCGAGGGAACCAAGGCCGUCACCAAGUACACCAGCUCCAAGUAAACCAGCGUCCUAAUACAAGCACAUCAACCCCCAACGGCUCUUUUAAGAGCCACACACUUGAUCUGAGAGAGCAACAGCAUCUUUGUACGCUGCGUAUAUUUCAAGCUCGCGUCUCUGCUUAUCUUUGUGUAAAUGGAUGCUCUUCAGUUCUUAACUUUGUUGUUCAUUAAAAGGAACAUUCCUGUAUCCGUUGACCCGCAUGUUUCUGCACAGACUCGUUCAGAGAAACUGACUCACUGAGGGAGAAAUGAAGAAAAUACACAUUCAUUAAAUUACCAUUUGCACAUGUCGAUACUGUAUAGUAUUGUACCACAGUUGUAUUAAACAUGGCGAUUGGCGCGAAUAUUUAA
Solea solea (common sole) is the source of this 737-nucleotide messenger RNA. Its product is annotated as histone H2B 1/2-like. The coding region runs from base 13 to 387 and encodes 124 amino acids. Lineage: Eukaryota; Metazoa; Chordata; Actinopteri; Pleuronectiformes; Soleidae. The record is from RefSeq and is a predicted model, not a curated record. The transcript has a single exon. Gene Ontology annotation, cellular component: nucleosome. Gene Ontology annotation, molecular function: DNA binding; protein heterodimerization activity; structural constituent of chromatin.